Paramecium octaurelia is the source of this 1689-nucleotide messenger RNA. Lineage: Eukaryota; Ciliophora; Oligohymenophorea; Peniculida; Parameciidae. The record is from the annotation of a GenBank genome assembly.
AUGUCUGAGGAACAACAGUAAUAUUGGCCCAUUUUCACGGAGUAGGAUGACACCAAAAAAUUCUGGAACAAGAAGUCCUCUAAUUUGGACAAAUAUGCUAUAAUCUAUCAGCAGCCAAUGUACAGAAUUAGUUGGAAAAGUAACAAGCCUACUGAAUAUGAAUUUUUAUUGAAUGAUGAAGGAGUGCUGUUUUAUAAGCAAGGUAAUAAGGUCAAGGGACAUGUUUAAUUAAACGAAGACAUCAGUCUGAAAUUGAUUGAUCUCAAGAUCUCGAGCAAGAAAGCAGAAGCUGUUAAGGUCAUCAGGAUUAAGAGAACUAAGGACAUCUUUAUCUACAUAUGGAAUAAAGAUUAGUACUUUAUAGUCCCAUUCUUAAUUUUAGUUCGUAUACUUUUCAGUUUCUGAAACAUUUAUGUUAAUUCUGUUUUGUUCAAAAUUUGGAUUAGUUGUACACUCUGCAAGAUGUGAUUGGAAAAGGCGGAUUCUCCAAAGUGUAUACUCUAACUCCCAAUAUCCGACUGCCUAACCAGCCCUUCAAUUAUGCAGGUAAGGUCUAUAAUAAAAACGAAUUGUUAUCUAAAAAGGACCUUAAAAAGUUCUAUCACUUUAUUCGAAAUGAGUGUUAUGUGUUAAAAAGAAUCAAUUUCCCGUACGUGCUCAAAUUGUGCGAGAUUAUACAACUGGAUGAACUCCUAAGUAUUAAUGUAAUGUAUACCAAUUUAGUCUUAGUAACUGAAUAUAUCAAAGGAGGAUCCCUGUAUCAAUACUUGAAAGAGAGAAAGCAAUUGACAGAAAUGGAAUCUAUUCAGAUCUUGCAGAAAUUGGCAUUAGGCUUGCAAUAAGUUCACAAGUAAUGCACUCUUUUUCUAUUCUUUAAGUCUGGGGUAUGUUCAUCGAGACAUUAAAUUGGAGAAUGUGCUUAUCGACAAAGAUUAGUUGAAAUUGAUUGAUUUUGGAUUUGCAGAGAAAAUAUGCAGAGAUAGAUUGAUCAACGGUCAAGGAACAGCUGGUUACAUUGCACCUGAAGUGUUUAUGAAAUAACCAUACCAAGAAGUAGGUGACAUCUUUAGUUUAGGAGUGAUAUUCUAUUCAAUGUUAUCUGGUAAGGCACCAUUUAGAUCAAAUACUUAUGAUGCCUUACUAAAAUUAAACAAGGAAUGUCAAAUCGACUUUUCAGAAUAGAGAUUCCCGAAUGUCAGCCAAAAAACUAUGCAUCUUUUAAAAGCUAUGUUAUAAAAACAACCAGAAAACAGAAUCAAUGUUUAGGAUCUCUUAAAUCAACUCACUGCUAAUUAGAUCUUCUCUCCUUCUCAUAACAUCCCUUCAACUUAAUCAAUAGUGGAGGGUUCAGUUGGCAUAAGCUUUAAUCAUUUGCAAUCAAAAAACACUCUAAAAUCUUUUUAUCAGCAUAGUCAAAACUCAUUUAUUGAAAACAAUAGUCAAGGCUCUUAACAAAAACCAUCGAAAAACCUUAGGGAUAGACGAUAUAAGAGUCAGAGCAUGGAUAAAAAAGGUAUGCUUUUGAAAUCCUCUUCUUUCAAACCAUCGCUUAAGAGCAUUUAUCAAAUUAAAAUUGAGCAAUCUGAGGAUAACAUUUCUAUGGCAGAUUAUGAGUAACCAAUACCAGAAGUCAGUCUUCAAUUUCUCUAAACUUCUUAUCAAACACUAAAUUGCUAAAAGUUUAUUUGA